UUUGAAAUUGAAAACUUUCUUUACAUGUACUUUAUUAACUCAAGAAAUACUAUUUUAGUAGAAAAAAGAAUAAAACCUUUCUGGACUUGAACCCGCGAUCUGCAGAUCAGCAGUUGACAUGUUAACCUACUGAGCUACUCAGCUAGGCAAACUACAGUUCAGCAGUCGAAAUAUUAACCGACUGAGCUACCCAGCUAGGUAAUCUUCAGUUCAGCAGUCGACAUAUUGACCGACUGACCUACCCAGCUAGGCAAUCUAGAGUUCAGCAGUCGACAUAUUAACCGACUGACCUACUCAGCUAGGCAAUUUACAAUUCAACAGUCGACAUAUUAACCGACUGAGCUACCUAGCUAGGCAAACUACACUUCAGCAGUCGACAUAUUAACCGACUGGGCUACCCAGCUAGGUAAUCAGAUUUAAGGAGUACAUACAUACUUCAUCGUCAUAAUGGCUGACUUCCUGUUAAAUAAUGAAUGAAAAUGUAAACAUCAGAAAUUGGCUAGUGACCUUUCUACAUGAGUGGGAUUUUUUUGGAAUGAAAUAUUAAACGCUAUCCAAACAAUAAACAAACAAACAAUAAACAAACAAACAAUAAACAAACCAACAUACAUUAUAUGACUCAAAAGCAUACAGCCGUACAAAAAUUUAAUUUUACUCGUAAUUAGAAAUUGUUACAAAUAAAACCUUUGUGAAAAUUCAUGGUAACUGCAUUUUGGUGUGAGUAUUUUUAUUUUCUGUUCAUGUCUAAACAGUGUUGCUUCCAUCCGUCUCUACUAUACAUAAUCCAUUGUCCAAGGCUUUUUUCAGCUCAUGAAAAUUCUAAAAUAUUAUGAAAAUGUUUCUUACAUCUUUGUCUUAUAAGAUGAAUGAAUAAAAUCAGAAAGAAAAGAAAUAGAAAACCCAAAACAACAACAAAUUUUUGGAACUUUUAAUUGUGCAUGGCCAUUAAGGCAGUUACAAGUUACAAGGCAGUUUUAAAUUUGACAGUACGCACAUGGCUGACGAUUUCAAAGUUAACUCGGCACAUGUCAAACACUUUUGAUUUAUAUUGUAUAAGUAUACAUGUGUAGUUUGAAUAUUAUUACUCAUGACUAUAAAAAUCAGGGCGUCAAUUGCAACACAGCCUACGCGAGUUUCAUAAUCUGGUAGACUCUUACGUUAUUCGGAGUUUCCCCUAUUUUUGUUGAGAAAUUCCACCUGCCCAGACCUCCAAUUAGAGGUCACCACAGAGAUGUUAAACAGUGAGUGUGUUACAAGACAGGAAAAUGUGUUUAUUUAUUCCAACAAAAAGAAUUAUCGUUUAGGGUCGGUAGAAAUGCGGUCAAAGAUACGCGUGUUUUAGAAGUUCAGGUCAGGAUUUGCUUUUCCGAAGCUUUUUUUUAUUUUUACAGUAUUUAAAUAUACAGCAUAUAGAAACAAAAUUUAAAUGUAAUGAAAAUAUGUACAUUUUCUCAAACUUGUUUCAUUUUGAUUCAAUUUUGAAACUCUCUAAUAUCGACAAUCGAGAAUAAAGAAAGAAAAAUAAAGUUUAAUUUUCUAUUGCAUUUCUCAAUUACCUGCUGAAACGUGUUUUCGUUGUGAACUGAGGGAAAAUUAACUUCCCAAUUUACGGAUUUUUUUCCCUCAAAAGUCAAAAGUUUCAGCGCAGACAGGGAAAUGUCAAAGCCUAAUCGGAAGGAGUAAAAUACGAACCCGUGACAUAAACCCGAUUUGUCAUCAAUUCCAAUUUUAAAGAUCAACGAUAUUGCGUUUGAAUAAUUUAUAACAAUUUAAAAAAAAAAUCGAAGGAAAUAUGUGUUAUCAUUCAUGUUUCCCCAAACAACUAUUCAUUUUUAAUCCAUGCAUUUCAUACACUGCUUUUUAUUGGAGUAAUUAUUUUGAUAUUAACCCGAAUUCAUUAUUUGUGACACACUGAUUUAUCUCCAGUGUAUGACGGAUAAAAAAAAUUAAACGAAAAUAGCAAUGAUCGCGAAACAAGGUCUCCUCGCGGAACUUUAUGAAACGAAUUGAAAUAAUGAGCUUCUUCUCCGUAAAGCCCGGCUGUAUGUUCCUCGUUCACACUAGAUACCACUUUAACAGAACCGAAUCGCGAGUGCAUUUGAAUCGAAUAAAUAAAAAUAUACCGCAACCCGGCAGCCAUUGUUCACGUAACGGGUCAACGAUUUUCUGACGGACAGUAAAAUACCUUAGGUAUGCGCAAAAAGGUACAAUCAAUUUGUUUAAUGCUUUAACAUUACUACCGAGUGCUAUCUGGCUGGUGUCGUGUUACGGGGUGUGACGUUGACUGGGGACGAAAGGGCUGGGGUAUUUAAAGCCCGAGGAGGCGGCUCGGCUGGUCGUUCACGGAGCUGUUCCGUACAGGCGGUAAGAUACAACUUUUGACCGAGUUUUUUCUUCUGUUUUUCACCUUUUUUUAAAAUGCAUAGUAGCGGGCUCAUCUAAUGGACAUAUUUGUGUAUGUGGCGUGAAGCUGGCGUGUUUGAGGGUACAAAUGCAGUUUAAGCUUAUUUAAAUGGUACUUAUUGAUUUUUUUUAUUUAUUUCGGUAAAUAGUAAUUUUCAUUAUGACACGUUAGUUACAGCGAGCACCCGGGAGUCUAAGGUAUCACAGAAACAGCCGAUCUUGAGUAAAUCGUAUCUCUUUGAUAAUUUUCUUACAAGUAAAAACACACUAAAACAUUUUGUUGUUAUACUUUAAAUAAAUAUACAUGUAGUAAACACAGGUAAUAGAGAUGAUAUCGAUACAAAAACAAUGUUCUAUAAAUCAAAUAUUAUUUUGAUAACCUGUUGGAGAUAGCUGAACCUCACGGUUGUAAUUGUCUAGACUAGAUCGCCUUGUCGGUACGACUCGUACCAUCGGAAGCAUUCUGUAGAAUAACAGUUCUGUAAACUUAUGUGUAUCUCUUUAAUUAAAAGAUAAUAAUGCGAAGAUAACGAUCAAGGGGUUCAAACAAUGUGCAGCGCGAUAUCGGGUAUCAUCUGAAAGGGGACGCGCCGGCUCUCCCGUCUGUAAGGAAGAAUAUGAGCCUUUGUGGAGUAUGAAGAAGGAAGCUUUUGCGGCAUGAGAUCACAACUUAGUUAUUAAGUUAACUAGUAUGGGGGUUGGGCUGAAGCUGAUCGUGUUAUUACUAGCGGUGCAGAAAGGUUUUUGCCAAACCUGUAACACGAAUAUUGUUGCGUCACAAAGUGAAAUGACGUCACUUACAACACCCGGUUAUAACGGAGGAACCGGAAGUUACACCAGCAAUUUGGAUUGUUACUGGGUACUUGAUGCUGGGGCAGACGACAUGAGAAUUUUGAUGUUUGUGACGUACGAUAUCUCUUGUCCUAAUGACAAAUUCUACAUCCACGAUGGUCCAAAUGGCACUUAUCCAAAGACAGCAGAUGGACUGUGUGGUAAAGCCGUUGCCACGCACUACUCCACGUCACAAAGAUAUGCUUACGUCAGAAUGACGUCAGAUGCUAGUGUAGAACUUGCUGGCCUUCUUGUGGAAUACGUUGCAGCGAAAGACUACUCGGGUAGUGGUUGUGGCGGGAAACAGGUGCUGACGGCCACAGAUACAUCCCAGUAUUUAUCUUCCCCAAGCUUUCCCAGUCAGUAUCCAAGUGACAGUAACUGCCGGUGGACAAUCAAUAAUUAUUUUGGGACUGUGGAACUACAGGUCCUGAUGUCUGAUAUAGAGGCUGGGAAUCCUGCCUCGUGUAACUAUGACCAUUAUGAAAUCUAUGAUGGAGAAUACAUGUGUGAACACAACACCAUUCAUAAAGUAUGUCAGGAAUACGAGGAUGUUCCGGCUUAUAACUACACCUCAAAUGGUACCUCCCUAGUCGUCAAGUUCUUCAGUGAUGGUUCAGUAAACCGCCGGGGUUUCUUUAUGAAAUACAGAGCUAUCACUGCUUCUACAACAAUAGCAAGUACAACUAUCGCUGACACAACAACUGAGGAAGCAACAACUGAAUCAACAACAACAGAAACAACAACACUGACAACAAUAUCAACUGCCACCUCAACCUCAUCAACCACCCAAUCUACAACAAGCUCAUCACCAUGCACAACAAAAGCAACAACAUACAUCACAACGACAAAGGCAGAAGGUUUGACGAUCAACUUUGAGCUACUCCUAGGAUUCAUUGGAGGAUCACUGUUUCUGAUAUGUCUAACAGUUGUAAUCGUUGUGUGUGUAGUGACUAAAGCUAAGCCACCCUCGGGUAAGACCAUCACACCUGUGCAACCCUUCAGACCAUAUGAAACUGUCAACAAAAAUUCAAUUCGAAUACGAAAAGCCUCAAAAAUUCCUAAACAGAUUUCAUCUCAGAGUGGCGUGGUUCAGAAGGUGCCCCCGUGGUAGAAGAAACAUGUAUUUAUUUGAUGUGUACAAUUUUUGCAAUACUCAUGGUCAAUGUGAUAUGUGUUUUAUAUCGGAUUAUUUCUGUGAAUCUUUCUUUUUGUCUGCCUGUCUGUUCAUGUGUUGGAAAUUCGUGAGCACUGCAAUAUCGUCUUAAUUGUAAGUGAGAGUGUUUAUAGUUGUGAGGUGUGAUUUUUGUUAGAGUAUGCUUUUCACCGAUGCAAUUUUCCAAAUGACCACCAAAUGUAUGAAUUAGCUUUUACAAAUCAGAACAAUGCACUGGGAGCUUUGGUAUGUUGUGGAUAUAAUCCUCUCCAAUACAAACGAGUUGGGCCACUUAGUAAACGUUGACUUUGGAACCUUAUCAAAUUUAACAUUAGGCCACAUAGAAUUAAUUUUUAGAUUCUCAUCCCCGCCCGCCCCUCUCAAAACGUCCCGCCCCACCGUCUUUUAUUUUGUUUUUUAAAAAAAGUGUGCAAAAAAAAGUAUCGCAAAAAAAAAAAUCGGGUUCGGUAUACAAAAAAGUCAGAUCAUUUCAAUGGCUGCCUGACAUAUUGGCGCGUUGUGGUUGUGAAGUGACGUUUGAUUCCAGUCAUGUUUGUAAUAAUCAGAAUUCGGAAAGAUGUGGUAGUUGUAAAGAACUGGUGCGGUGUGAUUUGCAGUGAUCCCCAGUCAACCCUUAUUGAUAUAUUUCAUAAUCAUAUAUGCAAGGGAAGUAUGACCAAAAGCCUGGUGUUCAGGACAUGCAUGAAAUCGGUCAGGUGACGAUAUUUGUAGGUCCAGCGAAAACUGAUUUAACAGAAAUGUCAUCAAAUGUCAAAGUAUGCGACGCUGUAUCCUGUGUUGGGAGUUUUAUUGAAUUUGUGUGUCGUAAACUAAAUGAUGGUGAAUUGAAUUCUACUGUUAGUGAAACAACUGAAGUUCGCAAAGUCUCUGCUUUCUGGUGUAACAAUGCGCUUAAAAUGGAAAGACAAUAACCUUGAAUGCAAACAAUCUGCAACUGAUCAACAAAUACGGGAUCUUGCAUGGAACAUGACUGGUAUUGAUGACAUUGAUCCACUACACACCACGCAAACUGACCUUAAGAGCAAAUCUAAACUGCAGGACUUCCUAACCAAACACUGUAGAUUGCGCCAUUACAUGUUUUCUGUCAACAAGUGUGGUUUAGCAUCCUGCUUAAUUUGCAAAGCUCCUACACUUCCUGAAGAAGUCUUUAAUGAUUUGUGUCACCUUCCUGAUCCUACACCAAGUGAUGGGGAGAAGUAUAAAUCCUUCAAUGAUGUUUACAAAACAAAUACAUCUGAAGACUUCAGACCUUCAUUAAAAGUAUCUCUGAAUGGACAGUCAGGAAUAUCUGCUCAUGGAAUGCCCUUUUCUCCAUCUUCACAAUAUGCCAAAAAUGUGGAAAUGGUUAUAUUAUGUAGUCAGUGUGAAAAACCAAGAGUACUCUAUUGUAAAACUGUUGUCAGAGGUACUUCAAGAACACAGUUACAGAGAUCUUUGAAUGAUUUAGAAUAUUCAUGUGGGUCAAGUUUUAUUGAUGUUGAAUGUGAGGACUCUCAUAUCUUGAAAAAAGUUUUUGUCAGAAAAAAUUUGAAGUGCAGUUAUACUAUUGAAAUUCCAUAUUUUUCUGCAGGAUUUGAACCUAUUUGUUAUUAUUGUGGUGAUGAUGAUGGUCUUCAGGCAUCUGAUGAUGAUUAUCCAAUAUGUUUGAAAUGUAAAAAUGAAGGAAAGAAAGUUGUAAAGAGGCGUACACGUACAAAAUAAAUUGUAAAAUCAAAUUGGUAUACAUUUUGUGAAAUUAAAAGAUUAAAUAUUGUUUUGUUUACUCAUAUUUUUAUUAGCAUUAACGGUGUAAAAAUAUAGAACAAUUGUUAUCAAUGAAAAGAAUGUGAAAUGAAUAUUUUUAAAAAAUAAAAAAUAAAAUCCACCCACCCACCCCAUUUUUUUUGCAAAUCAGGAUGAGAAUCUAUAUAUUAAUUUUAUGUGGCCUUACCUAUAAGAUAUGGCCUUUGAACCAAAAUAUUGUGGAAUAUCCAAGGAUGAUAGUUUGUUUUUUAUUGGCUGUGUUAAAACAUAUCAAGAAGAAUUGUAGAUGAUUGGUAUGUUCGGAUUAUUUGAUGAGUGCCGUAUCAAACUUUUUAAAUUUCAAUGCAUUAAAAAUGGAAUAAUUGAAUAAAAUAUGUUUUGCGAAAUACAAAAGCAAAGGACUGAAUGACGGUUAUAAAGAACAUAUAUAUGUUAAUGUGCAUGGUAGUACCAUCCUUGGACAUAUUUAUAAAUUGAUUUUUUUUUAAUUCGAGAAUCAUUAUUUUGAUUUGACACAUGUUGACUAGCUUAGUAGCUGGAAAUCAUGAUUUUGUUUUAUCAUAUAUUCUAUGAAUGUUACCACUCUGUGUUCAAGCUGUUGACAUAGCAUGUUCUAAUCGUCUGGUCUAUGUGGAUAAAGAUGCAGUGAUGAUUUCUUAUUGUAAUGUGUAACAUUGUUUGUUAAUAAAAUUUGUUAACUUUCUUAAAAAAA
Molecule: messenger RNA, 6866 nt
Organism: Ostrea edulis (European flat oyster)
Lineage: Eukaryota; Metazoa; Mollusca; Bivalvia; Ostreida; Ostreidae
Product: tolloid-like protein 2
Exons: 10
Coding region: 3095-4348 (417 amino acids)
Source: RefSeq, a predicted model, not a curated record